UGAGGACCACCGAAUCUCGGCCUCUAGCACAAGUGGUAUUUCUUUGAUGGAGGUUGUGUGCGAUGUUCACGGCAAUAAGCAAGACUUGGUGUUGCACCGGACCUCCAUUCCCGUGCCGGACCAAGUCUGUGAACUGAAGGAGGGGCUCCAGCUGAGUUCAUUCACAGGGGUAGAGGACUAAACUCCACUCCUUGCUGAAUGACGUUUCUGAUGACUUCACCAACGGAGUGGAGCAGAGACCAGGCUUUGUGGAAUCUAUCUCCUAAAAGGGGUGCAACUUUCACUGGGGAUGGGGACAUUUCCCCUCCACAUUCUGAAAUUGCAUUUGACCCCCCCCCCCAGUUUUAUCAUCGGAAUGUGAUUCAAAAUGUGGCAACGUCUGAGUGGUCGGGUAGGUCCAGCAGAAGAGCUGUUGAGGGCCAAAGACAAGUUCUCCAGCUCCAGUGACCCUGCGACGAGCCAGUCCUUCAUGCUGGACAGAGUGCUCAACCCCACCGUGGGCGUCCACAAGGGCAUCCUGUACACCAGCUGGUCCCCCCUGGGCUGUGACGCCAAUGGCCGGUGCCUCCUAGCCUCCCUCACCCUGGACCACCGGCUGACCAUCCACAGCAGCACCAAGCGUCUACAGUGGACUAUGGUAGCUGACCUGACCCAGCUGUAUGGAGAGAGCCUGGAGAGCAGAGGCUACUCCGUGCCGGGUGGGCAGCCCCCCAAGGCUAACCUCCUGGACCUGGCUGAGCUUCAGAGGCGCUACCGCAUGCAGACCCCUGUACGGAUGGAGUGGUCCAGUGUGUGCACCACGCAGCACGUCCAGACCAACAACGAGUGUAAAGACGUGGGAACGGUGCUGCUGGCCGUGCUGAUGGAGAACGGAGACCUGGUGGUGUGGCAGUUUUGCCUGCCCAUUCUGGGGAAGGACUCUGUGUUGUCCUGUAACACCAUCCAGUCUGGGGUGUUGUCCCCCAGCGUGCUGGCUUGGUGGGAGUACGAGCACAGCGGGCGCAAGAUGAGCGGCCUGAUCGUGGGCAGCAAGUUAGGGCCCGUCAAGAUCCUACCCGUCAACUUGAAGGCGGUGAAGGGCUACUUCACCCUGCGCCAGCCAGUGGUCCUCUGGCAGGAGUCAGACCAGAUCCCUGUACACAACAUCAAGUGUAUCUCCCUGUUCCACCCCAAACAGAACUGUAACUGUAGCCUGGUGGUGGCGGCCAGGGGCUCCUACCUCUUCUGGUGCCUGCUGCUCAUCUCUAAGGCGGGCCUCAACGUGCACAACUCACACGUCACGGGCCUGCACUCCACCCCCAUCGUCUCCAUGACAGCCAGCCGCCAGGGCAGCUCCAUCUACACCUGUUCCAUGGACGGGACGGUCAAGAAGCUCACACCCAUCUUUACUGAUAUGGCCGUGGCCUUUAAGCAGGAGGAGAUCGUGCUGCCAGAGGGUUUGGCAGGUCGGAGGAUACACGGCAUGGCGGUCAGCCCCCACGGGGCGUACCUGGCCCUGGUCAGUACUGAGGGGAUGACCAAUGGUCAGCACCCGGUCUCUAGGCCCUACCAGGUCCAGUUUGUGACCCUGAAGACACCCAAUGACGCGGCGGCAGAGUUGCUGGAGUCCCCGGUCCAGAGCCUGUUCAAACAGACUGACCUGCUGGACCUGGUGCGCUGGAGGGUGCUGAGGGACAAACGCAUCCCGGCCCUGCUGCAGGAGGAGUUGGACGACAAGGUACACAACACAGGCUCCCCCUACUUGUGGAGGUUAAAACUCUUCCUGGUGCGCGUGCUCUACCAGUCCCUGCAGAAGGCCCCUGUGGAGGCACGUUGGCGCCCCACACACGAGGAUUCCAAGGUGUUUGUGAAGGAUGAGGAGGGGGGCGUCGUGGGAGAGGGUGGAGGAGGGGAAGAGGAGGUGGUGUCGAAGCUGCAGGACCCAGAGGCCCGGGCGUUGGAGGAGCAGACGGGGGAGGUGAUAGCUUGGAUCGAGGCGGUGGAGGCCCACCUGACCAGGGAGCACAUGAAGAGGGUUCUGGGGGAGGUGUACCUUCACACCUGGAUCACUGAGAACACCAGUAUCCCCACGCGGGGUGUCUGUGACUUCCUCACCAGCGACCCCACGUAUGAGGACAGGGCUGCACAGGUCCUGAUAGGUCACAUCCAGAAGAAGAUGAACAAGCAGACAUUCCCUGAGUACUGUAGUCUGUGUAAGGAGGUGCUGCCUUUCACAGACCGCAAGCAGGCUGUCUGCUCCAACGGACACAUGUGGCUCAGGUGUGUGUUGUCCUACCAGGCGUGCCAGACACUCGCGUACAGACGCUGCCUGCUGCAGGAUAGCAUCGCCAGACUGCCAGUGCCUGAGGACCCAGACUGGAUCAAGAGGAUACUGCAGGGUCCUUGUACAUUCUGCGACUCCCCCCUCCUCUAGGACUAUAGGACAGGCUUGUGGAGAGCCGGGGUUACUUUACCUGCAACACUUGUGCGCCUGCUUGGACUAGAUGGACAAUUUUCUUUAUUUUUACUUGUCACCUAUUGCCAAGCGUUAUUUAUAGGUUUAAAUGAAUUAUACCACAACCUUUUAAUUAAAAAAAUACAAAUAAAGGUUUUGAAUAUACAUUUGAAACCCCACUGAUAUGAAUAUGGUUUAUUCAGAGAGAAAGUUGAGUGUGUGGAGAUGGAUCUAACCUUUUCUCUUGAGUUGACAGACCCAUAAGUUUAACCUCCUUAUUUUCCUCAUUUUUUACUACAUUUCCAAACACGUGUGUGUUAUUCUGUUAGGCAAAAACAGGAGGGGGGGGGGGGGGCUUGGCAUGUCAGCCUUAUUUUAGGUCUACUUCUGCCAUUAGAGAGCAACACAUACAUAUCCUCACUGACUGAGGGGAAACAAUCUAAAUGUAUGUUAUUUUAAUUGGCAGUGUAAAGCAAUUUCCAUGCUGCAUGUGGGAGAAAAAAAAUGACUCUUAGAUGAGGACUUCCAAUAUUGUAGACUGAGAGAAAGAGAGAGUGGAGUAUGAGGUAGGAAGAGAGGGAUAGAAAGUGUUUCAAACUGAAGCUGUGUCUCCCAUGGGGGCUGAUUGUAAAUGAGAUUCCACAGUAAUGAGGAACCGAGCCCGGGCGGCAGGCAGAUGUGAUGCUCGUUCUAAUCAGAGGGGGGGUUAAGAGUGCAUAUUGUUAAAUACAAUUAACCCUGUUUUACUUUGGGAAGGAUGUGUACUUGAUGUGCUCUCCCCGCCGCCCCCGGCCCCCCUCCCACUCCUUCCCCAUAUCUCGGAAACAUGGAGGUCAGUGGCCAGUGAUCAAAGAUGGAGUUGGACCUAGUAGACUGGGCUAGUAACAGCACUGCUCUCCAUCUUGUCGUCUCAUCCCUUACAUCCCCAUGCACAGCCCUGGCCAGGCAGAGGGGUGAGGUUCCACCCUCCCUCUGGUGUCACUGGAGAUGAUAGGCUGCCCUGGGGCUAGCCCUGCGUGGAGAAGCUGCCCGGCUCGCAGCUCUCAACACUUGAUGAGAGAGCCGGAGUUUUACCCAGAAUCCUCAGCCCAUUGUCAUCAGUAGACAUGUUCAGAGAUUAGUAGUUGAGUAAAUUUGGAUAAUUUGCCUGUUUUCUGUGGUCGAUAUGGCGGUAGUAUGUGACACCACAGUGUUUUGACGAUCCACACUGAAAAUACGUCUUCGGGUUUUGAAUCAUUCAUUAGAAACUAGCACUUUGCGACUUAUUACCAUUCAAUAUUCUCUCGUUCAAAAUGACCCGUCUUUUUCUUAGACCAACUCUGUAGCGUUAUACGGAGCAUAAAAGUUUUCAUAGACAAACUUGCAUUAUAAGGAGCAUACAGGUUUUUCCAUCAUGUGAUUGGCUCCCAGUAAGUGUCUUGUUUGUCAAGGGGAAGUGUUUCUUCAGGUGAGAAUGUUCUUGUCAUUGAUAGGUGGAGACCAGUGCUGUUAGAGGUUAGCUGUGUUUGUUUGAACAACCUCCUACUUUAAUAGAACAAUCUGUCAAAGAGCAUUUCCACCAGUAAUUACCGUCUCCCCUCCCUUUCUUCCUCUGUCUUAGCUCUCACAAGACUUCAAAAGGAGGAUUCUUCUCUAUGCAUACAAUAUUUAUAGCCUUCAUGUCAAUGGCCGGAUCGCGUAAAACCUUCAAAACACCUUUUCACGCUUUUAUUUAAUAUGCUAUUCCUUUUUGUUUGUUUAUCUAGCGAGAAUUUGAUAUGUCCUAUGCUCUCAUGUAUACACAACUCAGUGGAGGCUGGUGGGAGGAGCUAUAGGAGGAUAGGCUCAUUGUAAUGGAAUAAAUCAAAUCAAAUUUUAUUUGUCACAUACACAUGGUUGGUAUGGAACGGUAUCAAACAUAUAGAAACCACGUAUUUGACUCUGCUCCUUUCAUUCCAUUCCAGCCAUGACAACGAGCCUAUCAUCCUACAGCUGCUCCCAUUAGCCUCUGAUACAGAUGCAUUUGGCAGAACCCAAAUAUCUCUCCAUCCAUUUACACUGCAGCUGCUUCAUUACACUGGAAAGUCUUAUGGGAUCGUCUGGUGUUUAAGUGUUCAUGUUGACUUCUUACCUCUGUCUCACCUGGACUACCCAAUCUUCUGUCAACUAACAGAGUGCUGUAAAGCCAGAGAUGCUGAUCCCUAUAGUACCCAAAUAUGACAGCACUCACACCUCCCUUAUCAAGUGCUGUAAAUCCUGUUUGUCCUUGUCACUGCUGUUUCACAACUUUCAUGUCUCUUGGUUACCCUGAUCUGUAACCAAGAGUUCAUUGGAUGAUAUUUGGAUGAUAUUUUCCUGAUGUGUAAAUAAACUUUUUUAAGUCUUUGUA
Messenger RNA from Oncorhynchus gorbuscha (pink salmon), 4802 nucleotides. RefSeq names its product general transcription factor 3C polypeptide 4-like. The record is from RefSeq and is a predicted model, not a curated record. Gene Ontology annotation, cellular component: transcription factor TFIIIC complex. Gene Ontology annotation, biological process: transcription initiation at RNA polymerase III promoter. The transcript is spliced from 6 exons. Gene Ontology annotation, molecular function: histone acetyltransferase activity; protein binding. The coding region runs from base 368 to 2413 and encodes 681 amino acids. Lineage: Eukaryota; Metazoa; Chordata; Actinopteri; Salmoniformes; Salmonidae.